GUCACUGAGGAUUUGACGACGGAAUUCAUUCGAACGAACACGAGCAUCCCCGUUCCCCGUAUCCUCGACGUCUUUAAGCGAAACAACAAGUCGUACAUCGUGAUGGAGUUCAUCGAAAACGCAAAGAGCUUGUAUGACGUUUGGUCGGACAUGACAGACGAGCAGAAGGGAGCGAUCUGCUCUCAAUUCAAAACCUACAUCAACGAGUUGCGCUCGCUCGUGCCGCCGAAUCCGGGACGGGUGGAGUCCAUCGACGGCUCUCCGUGCUUUGACAUUCGCCUGCUGGGAGAGUUUGGGCCGUUCGCGUCCGUUGACGAUUUCCACGCACAUAUCGGCCACAAUUUCCGUUGCGAAGGCAAUAAGUACCGCACGGUCUUUGCGCAUUGCGAUCUCAGACUAUACAAUAUCCUCUUUCGCGACGGGAGGAUCGCCGCUAUAAUUGAUUGGGGAUGGUAUCCUGGGUACUGGGAGUAU
Laccaria bicolor S238N-H82 is the source of this 474-nucleotide messenger RNA. RefSeq lists its product as uncharacterized. Lineage: Eukaryota; Fungi; Basidiomycota; Agaricomycetes; Agaricales; Hydnangiaceae. The annotation marks the transcript as partial. The transcript is spliced from 2 exons. The record is from RefSeq and is a predicted model, not a curated record.